Molecule: messenger RNA, 921 nt
Organism: Penicillium brasilianum
Lineage: Eukaryota; Fungi; Ascomycota; Eurotiomycetes; Eurotiales; Aspergillaceae
Source: the annotation of a GenBank genome assembly
AUGUCUGGACGAGGAUUGCCACUCAUCCGCCGACCGGUCACUCCUCUAGACCCCAGUCUCACCACUCGUCCAGUGCCGCACGAACGCACAUUCACCGGGCGAUCGUUUGGUCCCGGGGCCGCGGCAGAUAUCCACAAGACCGCGCGCCCCCUAAAAGAAAUCGAUCCAGAGGCUGUACUAGAGUCAUGCCAUCCUGCUCGAUAUUCGCAUUAUGAAAACGUCGCGAUAGACAACACGACUCGCAACCUUCUCAAAGUUGUGGAACGCAAGGAGAAUAUGCGCUCGGACGACGGGCGGGUGUUCCUCGAGCGAGAUCCGACAUGGGGAUUCUACGUUUUCGUCACGGAUUACUCAACAGAAGUCUCCGAGAAUAUCCCCCGAGCAAUGGAGACGUUGAUGGGCGUUGUGCAGCGCAAGCUACGAUAUUGGACGUGCCUUCCGUACGCUGAAGAGGCUUUCCGUCGCUUCAAGCUGGAUCUGGUUGAGGACCAGGUUGCUCUGGAGGGGGCAAGUUAUGAUCGCAUUCGUGCAGAGUUCCGAGCACUGAUUCAAGCCAAAACUCGAGACCUAAAGUCAUCCUCGGAGGAAUGGGAUGGUAAAGAGGAGUUUGAUUUGUGGCCCUGGGUACGCUAUCUGGCUUGCCUGGUUCUCGACGGAGCGGCGGUAUCGAUGCUAGCUAAUCCUCCGCUUUUGGAAAACUUGGAAGAGCAUGAUCGGUUUUUGAUAGACAAGGUGGUGUUGAAAGUUGUUGAUAGGUUUUGGCAACGCCCACCUCCGAUUGUUCUUACGGCCGAAGAAUAUCGAGGAGUAGUGGAUUGUUCCAUUGGGCGGCUCCCGCUCCUCUAUCAUGAGCUCACAUCAGACUCGGGCACGGGCGCUGUAGAGACAUUCUAUGAGCAUCAACGUCUAGGUCUGUGGUAG